Molecule: messenger RNA, 927 nt
Organism: Camelina sativa (false flax)
Lineage: Eukaryota; Viridiplantae; Streptophyta; Magnoliopsida; Brassicales; Brassicaceae
Source: RefSeq, a predicted model, not a curated record
AUGAUUUUAAACAGUGGACCAGUAGUUCGUCUCACCCUUUGGGACAAUGUCGCCUUGAAUUUCCGGAAAAGAUUGACAAAACAUGUCAGUAAACCUGUGGUGCUCAUUGCUACUACUGUGAACCCAAGGAAAAUUAAAGAUAUGUUUUGUCUCUCCUCCACCUCUUCCACAAGGAUUUUUCUCGACAAUGAUGUUGAUCCAACUACUGAAUACUUGACAUGGUUGGGGGAGGAUACAAAAAACGCAUCUAUUGUCGUCAACAACUUCACCUUAGAGGUUGUAAAGCCUGAACCAGUCACCAUUAGCGGACUCUACCAAUUUCUGAAAAACGACACUCCACAGAAAGCCCUUUUUUCCUGCAUUGCUACGAUUGUAUCAAUAUCACCUCAAUAUGGCUGGUUCUACAUUGCAUGUACUAAAUGUGCAUGUAAACUUGAGCGAGGAGACACGACCUUGGAAUGUAAGACGUGCAACAACAAAAACGCUGUUGGUGUUGUCAGGUAUCGAGUCGAGCUAUCUGUCUAUGACAAUGACAAUGUUGCAACUUUUGUGCUUUUCGACCGUGAAGCAUAUAAACUAACUGGUAUGAGAGCUGCAGAUAUAUUGGAAGCCUUUAUGCAGGGUGAUGAUAAUGGUGUCAUAGGCAAUCAUACUUCAAUACCACAAUGUCUAUUAGAUGUUGUAGGCCACACUUAUAAAUUUCAAGUAACACUUACGCCCUAUAACUACAUUGCUACCCGCCAAACUAUCACAGUUUCACGCAUCUUUGAGAAAGUUACUGGUGGUGACGAGAAAACUCCUCAAGACAAAACAGCCGAUGAUGAUGAUGAUAAUGAUGACGAUGACGACACGGUUGGCAGCAAGCACAAAAAGAAACGUAUGCGUCAGGCAGGACUUAGAUUCACAACAACAUCCUCAAUAUAUUAA